AUGUGUCUUAUUCUGGCUUUGCAAACGGCCGGAUUUUCGGUGUCUAGUCAACUCCCGCCAAACAUAAUCUUCAUCCUGGCAGAUGAUCUGGGCUGGGCAGACGUCAGCUUUCGCGGAGAUCCGCAGAUACCGACUCCGAACCUGGACGUCCUCGCCUCCCAGGGCAUCAUCCUCAACAACUACUACGUGCUGCACCUCUGCACUCCCUCCAGAGGGGCUCUGAUGUCGGGUCUAUACCCCAUUCACACAGGUUUACAACAUUCCGUCCAAAACCCGGGGCAGCCGUGGGGGUUGCCGAUAAACUUAACCAUCAUGCCUGAGUACCUGAAAAGCCUAGGAUAUGCCACUCACAUGAUCGGAAAGUGGAAUUUGGGUUACUACAAAGAAAGCUACACGCCGACCCGAAGAGGUUUCGAUUCGUUUUACGGCUACCUCAACGGUGGAGAAGACUACUAUGACCACAAAAUAUUCUUUGCAGCUGAUUGGGCCAACGCAACCGGUCUGGACUUUUGGGAUGGCAUGACCCCAGUGAGAAAUGAGGGGCACCAUUAUUCGACCGAUUUAUUCACCGAAAAAGCCCUGUCCCUUAUCAAGGAUCACGAUCAAGCAAAGCCAAUGUUCCUGUACUUCAGUCAUCAGGCAGUCCACUGCGGAGACUACAAGGUGAAACUGGAGGCACCUGCUUCGGCUGUCGCACAUUUUCCCUACAUUAAGAGCCAGAACAGAUCAAUACAUGCAGGCGCAGUGUACGAGCUGGAUAAAUCCGUUGGGCUGGUGGUGGAGGCGCUGAACAAGCGGGGCAUGCUGAGUAACAGCAUUGUGGUCUUCAGCACGGAUAACGGAGGUCUUCCGUGGGGCAUAGACCCCAACAGUGGCUACAACUGGCCUCUCAGGGGCGCCAAGGCCACCCUCUGGGAAGGGGGCGUCAGAGGAGCCGCCUUCGUUUGGAGUCCUCUGCUGUUCAAGUCUGGACGUCUCUCGAACCAGUUGAUGCACAUCACCGACUGGUUGCCAACUCUCUAUUCAGCAGCCGGAGGAAACCUGUCAGCGCUUGGCAACACCGACGGCAAGGACAUGUGGGAGGCCCUAUCUCAAGACCUGGAAUCCCCUCGGCAUGAGAUCCUCAUCAACAUUGACCCGACGGGCAACAACUCGGCGCUCAUUGUCGGGCGGCGUAAGGUAGUUCUGGGAACGUUCCAAGGAGGACAGCACGACCUACGCAUGAAGGCCCCUGGAGGCUCUCGUCCCGUGGAUGGUCUAGACAAAAUGAUGCUAUCGUCUAGAACCGGAAAAGUGCUGAAAGAUUUCUACAACGUACGCCAGCUCAGGGUUAGGCCUAACUGGCGCAAUGAGACUGUCGUGAGGUGCGACCAGUACGCCCCCCGGGACAACUUCGUAGCUGCUAGUCCUCCGUACUACUUUGACCUAGAACAUGAUCCCUGCGAGCUGAACAACUUGGCUGCUUCCAACGUGACGGAUCUUAAGGAGCUCAUCAAGAAGAUUGAGGAGUACGGCAAGGGCAUGGUGCCGCCUGGAAACAAACCGCUGGAUCCCAAAGGACUGCCACAAAACAACCACGGCUUGUGGGGCCCCUGGCAAUGA
This is a messenger RNA of Ixodes scapularis (black-legged tick), 1602 nucleotides long. Its product is annotated as arylsulfatase B-like. Lineage: Eukaryota; Metazoa; Arthropoda; Arachnida; Ixodida; Ixodidae. The record is from RefSeq and is a predicted model, not a curated record. The coding region runs from base 1 to 1602 and encodes 533 amino acids. The transcript has 10 exons.